This is a messenger RNA of Menidia menidia (Atlantic silverside), 909 nucleotides long. NCBI's taxonomy places the organism in Eukaryota, Metazoa, Chordata, Actinopteri, Atheriniformes, Atherinopsidae. The record is from the annotation of a GenBank genome assembly.
AUGAGAGGCCUUUCCAACGACCAUCUGUCCUGCUGCGUGAACUCUUUGCUGCAGACCUUCUCCGCUACAUGGGAACUAGCCGACAUACUGGAAAAGUGGGACGCAGCUGGUGUGAGCGUGGAGGGUCGUAACGUUCCUUUGGAGCUAAAAAGAGUUCUUGUGGCCAUGCGGGCUGACCUCCAUCAGCCUGCACCGCAUCGCAACUUCCUCCACUGUCUGGACCGAAACUUUAUCAGACUUAAUUUUCAGCAUGAUGCUGACGAGGUGUUCCUCUCCAUUCUGAACCUGAUGCAGCAGCAGAUGGAUAACAAAGCUCUGGCUCUUGAAAUCCAGAAUCUGUACAAGAUUUCGGUGGAGACGGAGCUGCAGUGUUCGGAGUGUGACUUCGUCCAGACCCGAAGCAGCUUCUUGCUCAGCCUGCCUCUACACAUCAAGGAAGAUCACAACUCUCUGGAAGAAUGCAUGAGCUCCUUCUUUGAGCGCCAGGAGCUGUCGGGCAUAAACUGCUGCUUCUGUCCACAGUGUGAAACCAAAAGGCCAUCCAGACAGGUGAAGCUCAGUUUAAAGGGUGUCAAACUCUCUUCACUGCCUCGUAUCUUGUGCGUCCACCUGGAGCGAUUUCGGAACCGGCGAGGUUUCCCCCGAAAACUGGACUGCACAGUUUCUUUCCCAGAGGCCUUUGACUUUUCAGCGAUUCGGAAGGAGGCUUUUUCAGCUGACUUCAAACAGACCGCCUGCAGGUACACUCUGUUUGCAGUGGUAGUGCACUCUGGGAGCACGAUGUGUGGCCACUACACCGCCUACGUCCACGACCGGGGCAGCAGGCGCUGGCACUAUGCGGACGAUAGCCACGUACAGCAGGUAUGUCCAUUCAGGCGAAAGCAGGCACUAAUUUUCCUUCCUUCGUAG